Molecule: messenger RNA, 644 nt
Organism: Musa acuminata subsp. malaccensis (wild Malaysian banana)
Lineage: Eukaryota; Viridiplantae; Streptophyta; Magnoliopsida; Zingiberales; Musaceae
Product: probable receptor-like protein kinase At1g30570
Biological process (GO): protein autophosphorylation
Cellular component (GO): plasmodesma; plasma membrane
Molecular function (GO): ATP binding; transmembrane receptor protein tyrosine kinase activity
Source: RefSeq, a predicted model, not a curated record
AUGCGGUGGAGGUCACGACGCCAAGCGCGCCGUUGUCUCGUCGGCCGAAACAAUCGAGCCCCUUAUUCGUACCCGUACGUGAUUGGAGAAUCUCCACAAGACUUUAUAGGGUCCCGCAGUCGUCUUGAGAGGAGAAAAGGCGUCGCUCCUCGUGCUCAAUCCCCCUACCACUUUCCUCCUUCCCUCCGAUCUCUCGGGCUUCCCUACCGUCCGAUCUCGUCGAUCAUGUCUUCGGAGAAGGGUCAACCACUGCCCAAGUUUGGAGAGUGGGAUGUCAACAAUCCUGCCUCAGCUGAGGGGUUCACUGUUAUAUUCAACAAAGCUCGGGAUGAAAAGAAGACAGGUGCUAACUCCGGGGCAACAGCAACACCACCAAGAAAUGAUGCAGGUGGUUUCCAACAAGAUGAUACCUAUCAGUAUCGAAGAAAAAGUCGGAAGUGGUUUUGCUGCUGUUGAAUGCCUGCUGUUUGGAGCCAAUAGGUACUUGUUCACCGUAGUUUGGGGUCGCAAGCAUAAAGAAUGUUUGUUUUAUUGUAACAGAUGCUGUUUAUGAAUAAUUAUCAUAUCUGGUUCGUGUGAAUCGGUAUUAUUUGUAGACAAAAAAAGAGGGCAGAUCGAUGGAAGAUGGUUUAUAUCUUGUUCAA